CCAAUUUCCCUUCACACUGUAGCGGCUGAGGAGAAAGUCUGUCUCUCGUGACCUCUGUAAGUCGUGGUUCGUUAAGCUGAGUGAUUACAAUUUUAAAGGAUUUGCAAAUAUUCAUUCGAGAAGCGAAUUGGCUAAGAGAUGGGUUCUACUCGAAAAAAAUCUUUGUUUUGUCUGAAAUGGCCGUUGCAAGUUAACCAAGACAAUAAAAAUAAUAGUGUUUGCAAUUUUGAGGGUCCUUGGUUAUUCAAAUCAUUGCAAAAUCUUGGAUCCAUUGCUUUCAAUUCAUUCUUUAAGUCAAAUUCAUGGGCCAAUUCCUUUGUUUCCACCCAAUUGUCUAGCAGAGCCAACCAAAAUAGCAAUUUGAUUUUCAAAAAAAAGACUUUGAAUCCGGAAGAGCAAGGAGAGGCAGAGCAAAGAGCAUUUGCUUCAGCACUGGCUAAUGCAAAAGAGGCUACAGUUGUCGAGUUCUAUUCACCUAAAUGCAGUCUCUGCAAUUCCUUACUUGGUUUCGUCACAGAGGUGGAGGGUAGGAAUUCAAACUGGCUCAACAUUAUUAUGGCAGAUGCUGAGAAUGAAAAAUGGCUGCCUGAGCUUCUCCAUUAUGACAUUAAUUAUGUUCCUUGCUUUGUAUUGUUGGACAAAAAUGGGAAGGCACUGGCGAAGACGGGUAUUCCUAGCAGUCGGCUACAUGUAGUGGCAGGUCUCUCUCAUCUUCUCAAGAUUAAGCGCCCCUCGAAACAUGGUAGCUAGAUUAAAUACAGUCUGAUCAGCAACAACUGUCAUCCUUCUCAGUUCAUGAAAGACGUUUUUGGUGGGUGCCGGGCACAUGCCUUCUAGGAAAAUGGAUUUUGAGGAGAUGAAGUAAAUUCAUACGUCCAUUAGAGUCUUUGGGUACAAAUUUUUUUAGGAAAAAGGAUUAUACUUCGCAUCUUUCAAGCAUUUCCAACAUCUGUAUUAUUCAAGUGGGUUAUCAAUCUGAAACCUGUCUCAUAUGUUGCUCCAAUGAGCCUGAAUUGGUAAGAGUGAUAUUUAUUGCAACAGAGUUGAGUAAUUGGAUAUUUGGAUUCCUCUCUUUGCUGAUUUGCGAACGGUAUGUGGAAUUCACUUAAUCACGGUUGUUUAAAACUGCAGAAGGCAUAAUUCUAGUGAUUGAUAAACAGAUCGUGACCUGCCUGUUUACAGACUGGCGUUUACAGUUGUGCUAUCCAGGCAUCCUUUUUGAGACUGCGUAUGGUAGAAGUGUGAUUUCUGUUUAAAAUUUUAUUUGCGCGGAGACCUGGGAUUU
Pistacia vera is the source of this 1285-nucleotide messenger RNA. RefSeq lists its product as uncharacterized. Gene Ontology annotation, biological process: cell redox homeostasis. Lineage: Eukaryota; Viridiplantae; Streptophyta; Magnoliopsida; Sapindales; Anacardiaceae. The transcript is spliced from 3 exons. The record is from RefSeq and is a predicted model, not a curated record. The coding region runs from base 139 to 750 and encodes 203 amino acids.